Molecule: messenger RNA, 438 nt
Organism: Moesziomyces antarcticus
Lineage: Eukaryota; Fungi; Basidiomycota; Ustilaginomycetes; Ustilaginales; Ustilaginaceae
Exons: 2
Coding region: 1-438 (145 amino acids)
Source: RefSeq, a predicted model, not a curated record
AUGUCGGCAUAUCGCGCAGCUACACGAACACUCACGGCCUCGCUCCGAUCGUCGCCUGCCGCACGCUCCGUGGCGCUGCGCUCGCCCGUCUCCGCUCGACGAUGGGCCUCGUCCGCCUCGCCCAACUCGUUCCCGCAGCUGCCACCCGGCUUUGAGAAGCUCGCGCAUUCGCCCUCGGCACUCUCGGCCAUCACAAACCUCGUCGAGGUCAUGAAGGCUAACGGCGUCGACCUGCAUACCGGCGAAAAGCCGAGCAUGUGGCAGAUGAUGAAGCUCGCGCGCAACCAGGAGGUGCGUGACGCCACUACUAAAGUGAUGGAGGAGCUCAAGAAUGCAGGUGUCGACGUGUCGCCCGAACGCCUGCAGGCCAUCAUGAACAGCCAAAAGGACAUCUUUGGCGGCAACAAGGACGGCAACGACGGCGGAAAGUCUCAGUAG